Cyphellophora europaea CBS 101466 is the source of this 2265-nucleotide messenger RNA. RefSeq lists its product as uncharacterized. The transcript is spliced from 4 exons. NCBI's taxonomy places the organism in Eukaryota, Fungi, Ascomycota, Eurotiomycetes, Chaetothyriales, Cyphellophoraceae. The record is from RefSeq and is a predicted model, not a curated record. Gene Ontology annotation, cellular component: cytosol; nucleus. Gene Ontology annotation, molecular function: cysteine-type deubiquitinase activity; cysteine-type endopeptidase activity. The coding region runs from base 1 to 2265 and encodes 754 amino acids. Gene Ontology annotation, biological process: protein deubiquitination.
AUGAGCUCCUUCUUUUCCAAGAUCAAGUCCAACACGCAGACAUCCGCGGCGCAAAAUGCCUCUCCAACCAAGAAGGACCCAAGCGCACCACAACCAACGCCUCUCGAGCGUAUGUUGCAAAAUGCCGGGCCGAUUAGAGGCGACGGGAGCGACAAGUUCUGGGGCAUGGAAAAUUUUGGAAAUACAUGCUAUUGCAACUCCAUACUACAAUGUCUAUACUACUCAGCGCCUUUUCGGGAAGAGAUUCUGAACUACCCCCAGCGAUCAACGCACGAAGAUGUAUCUGCCGCCAUGAAGACGGCAGAGCCGCGCAAGGGCCCAGACAUGCAGGCAAACGGCCAAAAGAAGCCCAACCCUCAACCAACUGCGCGGAACUCUAGCGGCCAGCAGCAACAGCAGAAGCCAGAAGAUAAGGAUUCUCCAGAAUACAAAAAGAAGCAAGCCUUGGUAGCUGGACCCAUUCUGAACAUGAACUACAAGAAUGCUGCUGGCUACCAGAUGCCCGAAACCCUCUUCACGUCCCUCAAGGACGUCUUCGAGGCCGUUGUGCUCAACAAUAGCAGGAGCGGCAUUAUAAGCCCCGGCAGAUUAAUCAAUGUCCUGAGAAGAGACAACGAAAUGUUCCGAUCGGCCAUGCACCAGGACGCGCACGAGUUCCUCAAUCUUUUGCUCAAUACUGUAUUGGAGGAUGUCGAGGCUCACGAUAAAGUACUGAAGGAGAAAAAGGCACUCGAGGAGCGCGAGAAGCCCCGAGAGAAUGGCGUCGCAAAGCCAGACGAAUCGCAAGAGGACACCGGCGCAGUUUCGUUUCCGCCUUUCUUGCCUGCUCCCUCCCAGGAUUCGCCAGCAAAGGUCAUCUCCGAACUGUUUCAAGGCAAGUUGACCUCAGAGACAAGGUGUUUGACUUGCGAGAACACUUCUCAACGAGACGAGCCUUUCCUCGAUCUAUCUGUGGACUUGGAGCAACAUUCUUCCGUUACGGCAUGCUUAAACCGCUUUUCUGAAGAGGAAAUGCUGUGCGAGCGCAACAAGUUCCACUGUGACAAUUGUGGCGGACUACAAGAAGCAGAGAAGCGCAUGAAAAUCAAGCGUCUACCAAAAAUUCUGGCCCUUCAUCUUAAGCGCUUCAAAUACACCGAAGACCUGCAAAGGUUGCAGAAGCUUUUCCACAAAGUUGUGUAUCCAUAUCAUCUACGACUGUUCAACACCACAGACGACGCCGAAGAUCCCGAUCGGCUCUACGAAUUGUACGCCAUCGUUGUACACAUUGGCGGUGGCCCCUACCAUGGCCACUACGUUGCCAUAAUCAAGACCCAGGAUCGUGGCUGGCUUCUUUUCGACGAUGAAAUGGUGGAACCGGUCGAUCGCAACUAUGUCAAGAAUUUCUUUGGCGACAAAGCCGGCCUCGCAUGUGCCUAUGUUCUGUUCUACCAGGAGACGACUUUGGAAGCUGUCCACAGGGAGCAACGGAUGUAUGGGAAGCGCCGUGCUUCCCAGGAUAAUGGCACUAGCAUCCCUUCCAAUCUUCGCGAAUCGGCCGAAUUGCACCGCGUAGCCAGCGAUCCAGUCUCACCUGGCGACGCUUUCGCAAAUCUGGAUCAUGCUGCCACCGCGCCAGCCAUGAUGAAAGCUAAUGGUCACAUUGACCCACCGAAGUCCCCGCCCGCCGUUGUACCUCGUCCUGUCAGCCCUGUUGUACAAAGCAAGAAGGAGAAAGCUAGGGAAGACAAAGCCGCCGAAAAAGCACGUAGGGCUGCUGAGAAGGCAGCAGAGAAGGAGCGGCAGGAGGCCGAGCGUGAGAAGCGCAAAAAUCUUGCACAGAAAUUGCAAGAGACCCACAAGAAACAAGAGGCCGAUCUGAAGGCGGCCAUGGAGGCGAGCAAGCAGAGUAAGCUGGACGAGGACAAGCGAAGAGGACAUGAUGAGAACGUCGCACCUGCAGCCAAUGGCAGUAGUCCAUCUGGUUUAGACAGGUUUCGGCGCAGUAAGAGUCUGCGCUUCGGUAGCAUGGGAAAGAAAGACAAAUCAACAACAGGGCUGCCCAAUAGUCCAUCCACAGGUAGCGGAUUAGCAAGGGCGGGGACAGAUGUCGGCCAACCGGAUGGCCCAAAUGCCGCGAACGGCACUAGCGGUGCCAUCAACAGCUCAACGGCGUUGGUAGAGAAUCGACCAAGCCAGGAUAAACCGCCAACCAGUGAAAAGGAGAAAGAGAAAAAACACAGCCGCUUCAGCAUCAGAAAGAAGAGCUUUGGUAUGCUGUCAUGA